CUGAACGAAAAAUGGCUGGCGAUUUAAGAGUCCUAAGCAGGUCAUUGAAACAUUACAAACCCACAACCUCUAUAUUACCAGAGAAUUCACUUUCUCUUCAAUCCAAUCAAUGGAUUCACCAAACUCGCCAUACUCUGAUUUUAGAGUCAGCCCCGUCUCACUCCGUCACUUUCCACCGACUCUCCGACUCCUAUUCCGGGAUUAUUGAGGUUAGGUUUGAGAGGCCGGAGGUGAGGAAUGCAAUUGGCAGAGAUAUGCAGAGACGUUUACAAAGUGCCUUUGAAGCUGUCAGUGAGGAUUCCUCUGCUAAUGUUUUGCUGAUCCGCAACAACGUUUCCAAGGUGUUCUGUGCUGGGGCAGAUUUAAAGGUCGGAAUUUUGAUUAUGUUUUUUGUCCAAAUCGAUGUUUUUCUUUUCUUUCAAGGAACUUGUACUCGAUAUCCAAAGAAUUCUUCAAAUUUAUGUUCACUUUAUAGAAAUUAUGGCUUUAAUUUUCAAUCUGGGGCUGUGAUCAGCAUUCAUAACCUUCUUCCUUGCUUCUUCUUGUUGGAUAGUUGCACAAACAUUGUUGAAGGAGAAGAUGCAGUGAUGGGCUUGCCAGAAACAGGACUUGCUAUAAUUCCUGGAGCAGGUGGAACACAGCGACUUCCUAGAUUGGUAAGAAAAGCAAUAUCAGAGGAACUAAUAUUCACUGGUAGGAAGAUUGGUGGCAGGGAAGCAAUGUCGAUAGGUUUGGUAAAUUACCGUGUUCCUGCUGGUGAAGCUCAUCUAAAGGCAAUUGAAGUUGCUCGCAAUAUAAAUGAGAAGGGUCCAAUCGCAAUAAGGGUGGCAAAAAAAGCUGUUGACGAGGGGGUGGAGGUAGAUAAAACCUCAGCUUUGGCUCUAGAAGAACAAUGCUAUGAACAAACGUUGAACACAAAUGAUCGCUUGGAAGCCCUAGCAGCAUUUUCUGAGAAGCGAAAGCCAAAGUAUAAAGGAGCUGAAGAUGAUAAACUUGGUCUAAUUUGUCUUGGAUAAGUUUCUAAGUUGGACAGAUAUAAACUUGUCAGCAAUGACAAAAUGACAGGUCAGUCUAGGUCUUAAUUUUAUUUGAUCAUACUUUACCA
Messenger RNA from Malus domestica (apple), 1105 nucleotides. The record is from RefSeq and is a predicted model, not a curated record. Lineage: Eukaryota; Viridiplantae; Streptophyta; Magnoliopsida; Rosales; Rosaceae.